This is a messenger RNA of Rotaria sp. Silwood2, 465 nucleotides long. NCBI's taxonomy places the organism in Eukaryota, Metazoa, Rotifera, Eurotatoria, Philodinida, Philodinidae. The record is from the annotation of a GenBank genome assembly.
AUGGUGUAUAUAUUACAACAGAAAAUUAAAUCAUUUCUUGAAAACUUUAAAGAAAAGGUACGAACAAUAAAACUUGAAGGUUAUGCAUUGGCUUAUGUUUAUCAAGAUCAACGAACUUCAUGGUAUGCUAAACUAUCAAUUAUAAUAACUCUUGGUUAUUUAUUAAGUCCAAUUGAUCUGAUACCAGAUUUCAUUCCUAUUUUGGGCUAUUUGGAUGAUCUUAUUCUUGUUCCAUUGUUAAUUCUCUUAUCAAUUAAAUUAAUACCAAAGGAUGUUUUAAAAGAAUGUCGAGAAAAGGCUCAAAACCAAUUAAAUAAGACAAAACAGUCAAAGCAAACAGCUUGGUGGUUUGCUAUUUUAAUUGUGUUAUUCUAUGCAGUUAUCAUUUAUUUUAUAAUUAAUUGGGUAAAGUGUCGAUGGUUCAGAACGACAAACUCUUCUUUGUCGGAUAAUUCUCAGAAUUAA